Molecule: messenger RNA, 1632 nt
Organism: Necator americanus (New World hookworm)
Lineage: Eukaryota; Metazoa; Nematoda; Chromadorea; Rhabditida; Ancylostomatidae
Exons: 15
Coding region: 1-1632 (543 amino acids)
Biological process (GO): glucose metabolic process; glucose 6-phosphate metabolic process; intracellular glucose homeostasis
Cellular component (GO): mitochondrion; cytosol
Molecular function (GO): fructokinase activity; ATP binding; glucokinase activity
Source: RefSeq, a predicted model, not a curated record
AUGCGUAACCAGGGACUUCUCAUAGAUAAGAGAUCAUCCAAUCUAAAAUAUGGCCCCGUAUUCCAAGGUCAGUGCAUACUACGUCUAUCGAUUUACCUUGGUUCAGAGGUAGAGGCCAGUCAAAAACACUAUCAAUUAGGGCAAUGUCAAGUUCUCGUCGAUGUCUAUAGAAGUGUUCUGAAAUGGUUGCUCAGUCUUGCUGAGCCACCAAAACGUGCGGUUACUGGAUUUGAUGCAUCCGAAAUCAAUAAAGAUGUGCUGGAAGCCUGCAAGCCCAUGAUUCUUUCCGAUGAACAGCUUCGAGGUGUGAUGGCAGCAUUGCAUGAUGGAAUGGAGAAGGGUCUCAGAAAGGGGACACCACCAGGUGUUGGCCUCAAAAUGCUUCCAUCUUACAUUCGUGGUAUACCUGACGGUACCGAAUACGGAGAUUAUUUGGCGCUUGAUCUUGGAGGCACAAACUUCCGUGUGCUUCUUAUUCGGCUAAAAGGACAUGAGGCUGAAAUGGUUGGAAAAGUCUACGCAAUUCCAACUUCUAUCCAACAAGGAAAAGGUGAAGAACUCUUUGACCAUAUCGCUUCAUGUAUGGCUAUGUUCAGUGAAGAACAAUUCGGAAAAGGCAGCAAGAAGAGAUUACCCCUGGGAUUUACCUUUUCGUUUGCAACAAACAUCAUUGGCCUCACCAAAGGAAUACUAAUACAUUGGUCAAAAGGAUUUUGCGCAAGUGGGGUAGAAGGGAAAGAUGUGGUUCAGCUCCUCAGAAAAGCAUGCAAAAAGCGAUCAGAUGUUGACAUCGAUGUCGUUGCAAUUCUCAACGAUACUGUAGGUACAUUGAUGGCAUGUGCUUUUAAGGAAAGAAGCUGUCAGAUGGGUGUGAUCCUUGGAACGGGAACUAAUGCCUGUUACAUGGAAAAACUUCAAAACGUCCAUAAAUUGAAAGGCGAAUGGGAAAAUGAUGGGCAACCGGACGAAAUGAUUAUCAACAUGGAAUGGGGAGCUUUUGGUGACGACGGCUGUCUUUCGUUUAUCUACACAGAUUACGAUAGAGAGAUUGACAAAAAAAGUAUUAACCCAAAUAAACACCUAUUUGAAAAAAUGAUCUCCGGUAUGUACAUGGGAGAACUGGUUCGAAUCAUCUUAGAGCUUCUAGCGAGAAAAGGUGCACUGUUCAAUGGAGACUAUGCAGCGAUCUCGAAACGAGAAUGUUUCACAACAAAACAUGUCUCUGAAGUUGAAACCGAAUUAGAAUCAGGUGGAAAAGGAAAAUCGUUCCCAAAAACGCGUGAAAUCCUCUCCGAAAUCGGCGUCAGCCGUGUGACCGAUGAAGACUGCCAUCACGUUGCUUAUGUAUGUGCCGUCGUCAGCACAAGAGCAGCUCAUCUUACUGGUUCAACUAUUGCACAGGUGUUGAAUCGAAUGAAACGACCUUACAAAGUAACCGUUGGAGUUGACGGAUCUGUGUACCGUUUCCAUCCUUCCUUCAAACGAAUAUUAAACGAGAAGAUCAGUCACCUUAUUGACAAAAAUGUGGAUUAUCAACUCAUGCUGUCUGCAGACGGUAGCGGUAUUGGCGCAGCUGUAGUAGCAGCUGUUGCAACUCGCAUCAAGCGGAGCAGAUCCGAUAAAAGUGGUUAA